Messenger RNA from Paramuricea clavata, 5547 nucleotides. The record is from the annotation of a GenBank genome assembly. NCBI's taxonomy places the organism in Eukaryota, Metazoa, Cnidaria, Anthozoa, Malacalcyonacea, Plexauridae.
AUGCCCAGAGGAUUCGCAAUAGUCAAAGUGGAAACCAAGCAAAAGGUGAGUAAUAAUAGAUAACUUGCAUGUUAGACUAAUUUUUUAACUAUUGGCAAAAAAAGUAAAUUCCCGUAAAGAACGUAUUAAAAUAAGUAAAAUUGCAAAAUUUGGUUACGAAAUGUUGUAAAAUACGGAAAAUGCAGCCUUGCGAAGUUCCCAUAUUUUGUAACUUACCAUUUUUAAGCCGAAAAUGGUAAUAAUUUCCGCACGUAAUAGAAACAUAUACAAAAUUUGCAAACUUUGCAAGGCUAUAUUUUCCAAGCUUUCAUUAUGUUCUUUUUAGUGUGGUGUUUGAUUCCCCUCUCUUUACUUAGAUUAAAAUUUAUAGUCUAACAUGCAAGUCGUAUAUUGUCUCCAGGACCAUUUUAAUAAUUUGCAUGCAGUUGGACUUUGAUCAAUUGUUAGAGCCUUGCAUUGGAGUGGUAAUUUGAUAUUUAUAGACAUAUAUAAAGUUGGUUUUGACAUUGAUAUAUUUUCUAGACGAGAAUCUAAUUGGUAUGUUGUAUUCCCCCGAGCGAAACGUUGGGAAAUCCUUGACGUUACAAACACUUUCAAAGGCGCAAGGAACUGAUAAAGCUGCACAUCCUCUUCUUUGUUCCGGUGGUGACCAGACUCUCAGUGGUGUUUCACUGUAUGUUAAUAACUAUAUGUAUUUUUAAUAUUUCCACGUUGUUCCUACAUUCAUGCACCAGUACAAUAUUGAAAAGAGUUUGAAGUUUCUCUGUUUACGGCCAUUUUUCUACUUAAAGGAAUGGCAAUAUAAAUUCUUAUUUUCUUUUUUUUUAAUUGAAAGAAAUUUUAAAACUAUACAUAUUAACUUCUUUUACCGAUUAUUGAUAUCUUGCUUAGUUAUUGAAAUUAAAUAUUUUCACUUGAAGUAAUGAGAUGUUAUUUUAUUUCAGUUAGCACUAACAUGAAAUUGCGAUUAUAUGAAAUGAAAGUUUGUUUCCUAUUAUUUACACGACCUUAAAAUGCUUUAGUAUUUGUUAGAAUCACGUCAAUCUCAUUCAGUAAAAAUAGAAUUAUCAUGUUCUAAAUAUCAUAUAUAAUGUAUGGUCUAUAAAUAUGAUAUAUAAGAAGGUUUUGGAGAGGCAAAUUUCCAAUGCAAUUUUUAUACAUUCCGACAUUAGAAUGUAUGACAUCUAGCCAGGAGCAGUUGCGAAAAAUGCAACUAUAUAUACGUCUCCGGUAGGAAUCGAACCAGCAGCCUUGCGAUUCCGGUGCACUAUACAGAGAGAAGUUGUCGAGCACUAACAUCAAGUGUAUGUAUAUGUACUAUAAGGUGAUGCCCAUGUAAAGUGUGAGAUGCCCAAAUUCUGAUAUUCAGAACCCUAAUACACCUUACAUCAACUUAAAAUGUGUACAUGAACUUGAGGUAGGGUUCUGAACUGGACUCGGUAGUGGUUGGCCAGAGGGUCUAUAAUUGCAUUUUUAGUCUAAUUAGCCUUUCUCACGAUGACGAAUAUCCGCCAUUUUUGGGUGGCAUCAAAUUUUCAUUAUCCAAUGCAGACAAUUAAAACAAUGUGAAAAGCAAUUUUUCAAAAUAAACUAUAACCAUUUAAAAAGCAAAUUUACCAUCAUUCGUCCAAAAAAUUAUAAAAAGUCGCUGUUAUGUGGACUUAUCGCCCAAAAAUGGCGGCGUGAGAAAGGCUAAUUGAGUGUAAUGCAUGUAUAACAUUUACACUCGAAAUUUCCAUCUACAAAACCCUUCCACAAUUUAUGUGCUAAAAUGUUUAUGGCAAACUAGUUGUUUUCUCUUGAAAUUUUAGCAAGAUGUUAAUGUCGGCGCUUACCAGCACGAGUCUGGUCUGCCUAGUUGAUGAUCCGACCAUUAACACGACAUUCUCAGAAUUUCUGCUGCAAGUGCAUGGGGGAUUACCUCAGGGAUCUACAAAAACUGGAUUAGCAGUUCCACGUGGUGCCCUGUUAAUGAGUACAAAUGUUCAAGAAAGUGAAAGGUAUAUAUAUACUAGAAAUAUUAUCCGUUAUUAAAUGCGGUAGAUAUGUAGGUAUCAUGUCGAUCUCUGAAAAUAAGACUGUUUUUACUUUUAAUAUUUAAAGGAUAUACGGACGAUGUUUACGAAUGGAGUACAUCAAAGAUUCGGAUUUCACAUUUGAAAACGAGAAAUGUCUCAAUGAAGACUUGCAAAAUCUUGUAAAUGGAAACAAGGUACAGUACAUUUAAUGGGAGUAAAAAAUGUUUAAUUAUAAGCUGUUUACAAACAGACGAUUUCAGAGAUGUAUUGUUUCAAUAGGUAGCCUAAUGGUAAAUUUGUUGCUUCUGUUUUAGGGUUUCCUGGUAGCAUGGGCUAUAAGGUUUGAACGAUUGUGGCUCAACAAUAACAACGAGGCAAUCAAUAAGAUCCGAGAGAUACUAAAACUAUUGGUGACAGAGCAGGGCCAAGACAGAUGGCAUAAAGGUGCAGCGAGCGUUUUGUACACGUAUGCUGUUGUAAGUAACUUUGAAGGGUUUUGUAGAUGGAAAUUUCGAGUGUCAAUUUUAUAAAUUUAAUGUAUAGGCUAUAUAAAUGUAUUAUGUAUACACAAUUAACACUCGAAGUUUCCAUCUAUAAAACUCUUCAACAUUUAUUCAAUCCUUGUAAUCCCAAAAUAAUCUUCGUUGUUUUCUUAUAUUCACAUGUUUGAACGCAUGGGUAAUGUAUUUUCACAAUGAUCGGUUAUCUCCUGGUAUUGUGUAAACUGUUUGAGGAGUACUUGAUUAAAGAUUAAAAGAUUAAAGGUUACGAGUGGCUGUGUUGUAUUAGGUAUACAACCGAAAACGGCUAUACCCUGAGACAGUUUUCAUAUAUGAGUCGAUUUACGUGCAAUGUAUACAUAAAUUUAACAAAAAGAUUCGGCAAGUGUUUGUUAAUUGCUAAUUGUAAAAUGUUUUAUGUAAUGCAAUCUAUGACUUGUAGUUUCACAAAGUUGCUGGAGUUCAGGCAGAUGUAAAAAAGGUUACUCGAGAACAUAGUAAACAGUGGGAAGCCCCGUGGCGCUCAAAAGAAACAGACGUUUUGGGAGCGUCUACGAUGCGCUAUAAAGUCCAAUCUGCAGGACGAAGAAAAACCGGUAAAUUCAUAUAUUAAAAUACACAUAUGUUUAUAAUCCAUGUAUAAGUUUGUCUUAGCUUGGUUCACAGAGGGUGCUUGUUAGAGAUGUGAGAAAUAGUUUACAGUGGCGUGUAUUGUACCUUAAUUCCAAUCUACAUCACAUCUAACGGUUUUGAGAUACUUUUAACCUAACUUCCUUAGAAGUAUCAAAUUUAAAUUUCCAACCUGUGAAGGGCAUACCCUGUCUAACGAGAUUAGGGAUUUCAGUUCAUUACUUAGCCUAACUUCUACAAUUUGGACAACUCGCAAAUGGAAUCGCCAAUGGUUAUUCUGAUCAUCAUAAGUUAUAGCUUUUCAACCGGUCUAAAAACACAAGGAAGUGAUCCCAUAAUUUAAUGAGCAUUUUUUUGGGACACCCAGCACAGUAAUUAAAUUUGUUUCGAAAUCCAAGCCUUCUAAAACCUUUUAUAUUUUACCAUUUUAUAAUAUUUAAUUAACUUUGUUUUAUAGCCGCUCACAUGGUUAAAUCCAUGUGCGACUGUUUACAUGGCUCAGGCUUCUGUCCCAGCUAUUGCCGUCAAAAUUAGUGAGACGGCACAAUUUACAAGUAUUGGAAACAAAGUAAGUGAUUUUGACACAAUACUUCACAUCAAUUCAGCAAUUUACUGCCCUUUUUCUAUACGACUUAAUUGCAUAUAUAGAUAGAUGACUUAUUGUGCAAAGAUCUUAUUAAAAAAUGUAUUUUUCCAGGAAAAUAAAAAAUAAUAUCGCACAUGCACUACAAAAGGAAAAAAAUGUUGGUGAAACGGUGGCAUUUGCACUGAACGAAAUGGCAAGUCUCGCCGACGUCAGAAGGAGAACGAGUGGAAUUGUGCGAAACGCGAAAGCCUACAAGAUCCCAAAAGAUCUACUGGGGACGGACCUGUGUCAUUUUAUAGAGCAUGGUAAGUAUAUAAUAUAUAAUUGUAAGUGUUUAAAUGAUAUAGUUUUUAUAUGUGGUACUGACUCGUUAAUUUACAAUAUGUGCAGUAACCGUUUUCUCGUCUUCACGAAACCGCUAAAGGCGCUAUAUUUUAGGACUCUUUCUAUUGAAAUGUACAUAUUUUCAAUACAUUUGAAUUAAUUUUCCACUCUUAAUGAUGUUUUACAGCAUGUGGACUAAGGGAAGACGCUCCACCGACUGCAAGCGCGCAUGACGAUCAGGCAGAGCAUCUUGCGGCUGUCGAUGAAAAGAUUAAUGAUCUGGUAACGUUAAUCGAAAAUAUUGAUACAGGUUAGUUUUCCGCAAAAAUACAAUGGGUGGUGCAUGUAUGAUGAAUUAUACAUAGUGAAUUAUACGUGAGCACUUUUUUUUUUAGAUUAUGAACCUUGCCCCAGUUACAGUGGAUAUGUGGAGGACGCGCCAGUUGAUGUAUGUAAUGAUUGACCUAUUUCGCCGACAUAUUGUAUACUGACAACUUUUACAUUAUUUACAGGAACUUUCACCUAAUACUAAAUUCGCGUAUGAUCUUCGUUCGCCAAAGGGAAAACGGAAUUACGAACAGGUUAUUUUCAGUUAACGAUUAUUUUAGCUAUUAUUUUUUCUUUCAAUGUUUUGCCUGUGUCAAUUUAAUGAAUAAAGUAUCAUGCCUUUUAUUGUCCCUAUACUUUGAAUAGGAGUGUAAGAAUGUUUUCAUAUCUUUACCUUAAUACUUUGUUAAUUCAGGGUAUCUUAGAUGGAAUAAAGAUUUCAAAAGCAAGACAACUGGUUGAAAAAGAACGCGAUGUUAACGGUAAAUAUAAGAUUUAAAUUUUUCAUGAUAAUUUUCAUUAUAAUUUCUCACCUUCCUUUUUCCCUUUAUAUAUAGUUAAUUGUAGAAGUAAAACUCCAGUGGCAUCAAGUUCAGACACGAGACAAAGUGAGUUCUGGUUCAAAGAUCCCAAACCCAUCCUCCUUCCCAGGGCCUAAAGCAGCCGAGAAUCCCUGGUCCUUAUGAUGUUCCAAACCGGACCUUGAUUAUCUCAUAUGUAGUGGUGAGCCCGCUGAAAAGUGCCCAUACUUAAGGUUAAUCAUAAUAGAUUUUACGUAAACAUAUAUAUUAAGCUAUUUUAUGAAAUAUCAUAAAAUAGCUUAAUUUAUGUUUACGUAAAAUCUAUUAUGUUUAACCGCCUUAAGCAUGGGCACUUUUUAGCGGGCUCACUACAUAUGAGAUCAGUGGCUCACUAGCUAUAAAGCUUGCCUAAAAUUUCACGGAUUUACUGAAGGGGUUAUUCCCCAACACUUGCUCCCCCUCCCCUACGCGUACGAUCUGAAAAUGAAUUUCCAGUACACAGAUGUUCUUCCGUAGUGAAUGAAAGUAUAUUUUCAUAUCUAAACUUAUGUAUAAUAUGUGUAUAACUUUAGAUGCCAAACGUCCUAGACGACGUCUUGAGUUUGCUGCAGGAACAAUAGGGGUGGUGAAUAAUGUGGCAA